Messenger RNA from Clarias gariepinus (North African catfish), 4207 nucleotides. It is a transcript of the gene tbc1d30, whose product is annotated as TBC1 domain family, member 30. The transcript is spliced from 14 exons. The coding region runs from base 406 to 3390 and encodes 994 amino acids. Gene Ontology annotation, cellular component: endoplasmic reticulum. The record is from RefSeq and is a predicted model, not a curated record. Lineage: Eukaryota; Metazoa; Chordata; Actinopteri; Siluriformes; Clariidae.
GUGUUUACGUGUUUCUGCUUUUACACGGCUACAGAUAGGCUAAAGUUGUUGCGCGUGUCGUGCCCGGUGCACCUGUACUGCAGUUCCGUGCCGCCGUGUGCACCUGCCGCUGAGAAACUCGUGUGGGGGAGAAAAGUUUGGAAAUAGGCAGGACUACACUGACUCCUGUAGGAGUGCAACAAUCCGCUUUUCAGGAAGGAAACCGGAGCUCUGGAGAGAUAUCACACAGCUCCAGCAAGCGCUCACACCCGGAACUCACUCCGGCUCCUUCUCUCUCUCAGACUAAUUAAAAUAACAUCUCCGUUUGCUCACGUGUUUGCGGUUCAUACUUGUGAGUUGAAUAUAUAUAGAGAGAGAGAGAUAAAGAGAAAGAAAACUAUCCAGACUUUGGCUUAGCCUAAUAAAAUGUCAGACGUAAAAGUUCCUGAUCUGGACCUGAGAGAAGUGGACAUAUGCGACGGGGAACUGGAGUCCGACGAUGAAAGCGGAGUUUUCGACGCCUCGCUCGGGGUUUCAUCGGAACACCGUCCCGGAUCACACGGUGUGCGUUCACAUUCCCUACAGCCGCUACAAGAGCGCAAUAAAAGCUGUGUGGAUUCUGACGGCGCAGUGACGCCUGUGUGCCUGGAGCCGCUGUGGCAUGAAGCCUGGACACGGGCUGAUGAGGACGAGAGCAGGUCCCUGUGUCGGUCAUCCAUCGUGGACUGUCUCCUGGUGGAGCUGUAUGACACGUACAGCAGCGGGAAGGGCCUCAGGAGCGCAGACAGUCUGGACAGCUCGACUGAGGCCUCGGGAUCAGAUGCGUUUCUGGGGAGAAGCAACACGGCGUCCAGCUUUCUGCAGGAACUACAAGAAAAGCACACUAAGAGACACCAGAGGAAUUAUCUCACCCAAAAAGAUCCAGAGGAGCUGAAGUGGAUCAUUCAGGAGGUUAAUUAUCGUAUCGGAAUUCAGUCAGCUAAACUGGUACGACAGCUGAAAAGAAAGGACCGACUGCAUCAGAAGCAGCAGAAGAAAUGUGACAUUGUCACAGCCUGCCUACAAGCUGUCUCUCCGAAAAGAAGGGUAGAUACCAGGUUGAAGUUUACGCUAGAGCCAUCUCUUGGCAAAAAUGGCUUUCAACAGUGGUAUGAUGCUCUCAAGGCUGUGGCCAGGCUUCCAACUGGAAUUCCCAAAGAGUGGAGGAAGAGGGUAUGGUUAACAUUAGCGGAUCAGUACCUACGCAGCAUCUCUAUAGACUGGGAGAAGACCAUGAGAUUUGCGUUCAAUGACCGCAGCAAUCCAGAUGAUGACUCCCUGGGGAUCCAGAUAGUGAAAGACCUUCACAGAACCGGCUGCAGUUCCUACUGCGGCCAGGAGGCCGAGCAGGACCGUGUGGUACUGAAGCGGGUGCUGCUGGCUUAUGCCCGCUGGAACAAGACUGUUGGAUACUGCCAGGGCUUCAAUGUGCUGGCUGCUCUCAUCCUUGAGGUCACAGAGGGCAACGAAGGCGAUGCGCUAAAGGUGAUGAUUUAUCUAAUUGACAAAGUGCUUCCUGAGAGCUACUUUGCCAACAACUUGCGUGCUCUGUCUGUGGACAUGGCUGUCUUCAGGGAUCUACUCAGGCUUAAACUUCCAGAGCUCUCUCAGCACCUUCAUCACUUACAGAAAAUAGCCAAUCGGACAGGAGGAGGAAGCUAUGAGCCUCCACUCACCAACGUGUUCACCAUGCAGUGGUUUCUUACCAUGUUUGCCACCUGCCUGCCUCACCACACCGUGCUGAAGAUCUGGGACUCGGUUUUCUUUGAGGGAUCAGAAGUGCUGCUACGGGUUGCUUUAGCCAUUUGGGCCAAACUGGCAGAGAGGAUUGAAGAGUGUCAGACUGCGGAUGAGUUCUACAGCACUAUGGGCUGUCUGACUCAAGAUAUGCUGGAGGACAACUUGAUCGACUCCAAUGAACUCAUGCAGACGGUAUACUCUAUGGCCACCUUCCCUUUUCCCCAGCUGGCUGAGCUAAGGGAGAAGUACACUUACAAUAUCACUCCAUUUCCUGCUCCGGUCAAAGCCAGUGGCAGCCAGGGGCUCCAUGGAUGGGAAAGUGAUGAUGAUGUAGACAUGGAUGAUGAAGACUCUUUAGUCACUGCUCUGGGAUGCCUGGGACCGUUAGGAGGGCUCCUGGCCCCUGAGAUUCAGAGAUACCAAAAGCAUUUAAAAGAACAGCGAUUUGAGCAGAGUUCUCCCUGCAGCAGCAUGGCCGAGCUGAGCCCCGGGGCUGUAGCGGCUGGCCGGGCGGAGCACCACGCCACCAUCAACAGCAUGAUGAUGGAGCGCAUGAGCACGGACAUCAGAGCUCUCACUAAGCAGUACUACCGCAUCAAGAGACGGCAGCAACAGCAGGCCAACUUUCUCUACAUUCACUCGGGAUUGCCAGUGGAAGCUGAACCUGUUGCUCCUCAUCUGCCCAGUAAAGGGCCGAACCGUGACACCGAUAAAUGUCCAGCGACCAGCAUCUUUUCCUCCCAAAUCAACUCUUCACCUGUGGUCAAUCAUCUUCUCCUGGGAAAGAAGGCUAUAGCUGCUCAGCAUCCUUGCAGAAAUGGCGUGGCCCAGGGCCUUACAGGGCCACUUCCCCAAGGCCAGUCCACUCCCACCGAUGAUCACAGUUUUCAGUCCCCCUGGCGUGCUCAUGUUUGUGCCCAUCGCAGAAACCUGGCACGUGCUCGGGCCCAGCUGGGCUUUGAUGACCCUGUGGAAAUUGAGGACCACACUAUCUCUGAGCUCAAAACAAAGAUGGAAGAGGGAGAGGAGAAGAUGAAAGAGGAAGAAGAUCAAGAAAAGGAGAGGGAAGAUGUGAAAAACUCUGAAAGUCAGGAGAAAGAUGAUGUGCCAUUGCAGAAGCCGCUGCAAGGAGUUGGAGAGGAAGGAGACACAAAGCUUCAGCUUCAGGAUUCUGGCUGCAGUGAGGAGAUAAAGGAGAUUGAAGAGCAGCUCUCCACUCUAGACCUGGAUUCAUCAGCACAAGUUCCUUCAGAGAUGAAGGAUCCAGAAACACCUUCUCCCCUUACAGAGCCAGAGCCGGGAAAUAAUCCACAGCCACAACCAAAACCAAAUGCACAACCAUAUGUCUCAGCAGUGCCAUGCUCGGCCCGUUCUGACUCUUCCAGCUCAGAGAGCACAGUUUGCUCUGUUAAACAGAGUUCCUCUGUAGCCUCCACUCCAGAGAUUCUUCCCAAACCCCAGCAGAUCUUCUCUCCUUUCCCCUGCAUCAAAGUACCUCGCAAAUCCAUGGCUGCCCGCAACCUGGGUCUGUACGGCCCAACCUCCAGAACACCCAAUGUGCACUUCCCACACAUGAGCAAAACCAUGAACCGAAUGGGUACCGGCGUUGCCGCGUCCACCAGGCGGCGAUGAUCAGCAGCUUUACUUUACAGUUCUGAAUAUGCAGAAUAGCUUGCUCUUUCAGUAUGCAUAGAAGGUACGACAGUAUACAGCACAGAAGCCACUAAGAUAUUAUACGUGGUAGAGAUGUAAAUAAAAAUGAAAUAAUUCCUAGCUAAUAAAGUUUAUCCUAAAUGCGUUGAACUUUUUAUUUCAUCGAUUUUUGUAUUGCACAAAAAGGGACAAACUGAUUAUUAUUUUCUAGCAUUUCUCAUUGCUGGAGAAUGUGAAGACGUGUUCAAUAUUUAUGGUGCAUGUCUGACCUUUGGGUUUUGCCAUAAAUGUAUUAGAUAUGACUGUAUUUGUCACAGAGAUAUAUGAUCAUCAAAUAAUAAUAUUUAAAAAAUAAUCAAAUACAGCCUAUUUAUUUACUGGUUAAAUGGCAAUCUGGACAGAAGUCCUUGCUUACACUUACUCAUUUUGAUUUUGUUUUCCUAUCUUUCCAAUCUUUCUGGCACUUUUUCUCUUGGAAUUUAUCGCAUUUGUCUGUGUAUGUUUUUUCCCCCGUCACUUCAUUAGUUGGGUUAGGCCAUUACUCACUUUUUUUCUUUUCUUUCUUUUUUUUUUUUUUAAUUAGUUUACUUACCUUGGACAGAAAUAACUGUUUGAUUUUCAUUUUAUAGCUUAUGCUUUAAAUGUUUUGAACUAGACAGUGAAACCUCUUAUAUUGGACAACACAAACAGAUAAUUAAUGGAUCAUGGAAUAUUUCCUUUCAUGUUUGAUUUAGUUUCAUUGAACACAACUUCACAACUUUACGCCAAUAAAAAUUAUACACUUGUAUAGAAAAGA